AUGGCUUCUAAAAAAGAUCAAAACAAGAAUUCUAACGAAUCAACGGAUUCUGACAGUAAUAGUGGACUUGGAGUGAAGCAUGCACACAAACAUAACCUAAAACCUGUGGACGUUCAAAGGCAGCAAUUAGAAAAGUUAUUACAAAGAGUCGAUAAGCCAGUAACUAUACCGGAGAUUGAGAAACCAAAAUUAAAAGCACCAAAAGAUAUUGUUAGAAAUGUUCAAGGUUCUAGUGCGGGUGCCGGAAGUGGUGAAUUCCAUGUUUACCGAGCUCAUCGUCGAAGAGAAUAUACAAGAUUAAAAAUCAUGGAAGAAGAAGCUAGAAAGGAAGAAGAAAAACGAGAAUUUGAAGACAAGAUGGAAGCAAUUAAAACAAAAGAAGAAGAGAGAACUGCAAAAAAGAGGGCAAAAAGACAAAAGAAAAAACAAAAGAAAAAGCAAUCCGCUUGCGGGAUAGCGACGAUGAAUGAAUAUUUUUAG
Dentiscutata heterogama is the source of this 480-nucleotide messenger RNA. Lineage: Eukaryota; Fungi; Glomeromycota; Glomeromycetes; Diversisporales; Gigasporaceae. The record is from the annotation of a GenBank genome assembly.